AUGCAUCCACCCAACCUGACCCGUACACCCAUGCAUCCACCCAACCUGACCCGUACACCCGUGCAUCCACCCAACCUGACCCGUACACCCAUGCAUCCACCCAACCUGACCCGUACACCCAUGCAUCCACCCAACCUGACCCGUACACCCAUGCAUCCACCCAACCUGACCCGUACACCCAUGCAUCCACCCAACCUGACCCGUACACCCAUGCAUCCACCCAACCUGACCCGUACACCCGUGCAUCCACCCGACCUGACCCGUACACCCAUGCAUCCACCCAACCUGACCCGUACACCCAUGCAUCCACCCAACCUGACCCGUACACCCAUGCAUCCACCCAACCUGACCCGUACACCCAUGCAUCCACCCAACCUGACCCGUACACCCAUGUAUCCACCCAACCUGACCCGUACACCCAUGCAUCCACCCAACCUGACCCGUACACCCAUGCAUCCACCCAACCUGACCCGUACACCCAUGCAUCCACCUAUGCAUCCACCCAUGCAUCCACCCGUGCAUCCACCCAUUUUGACCCACACACGAACGCACAUCCAAUUUCACCGAAGAUUUUUAAACUAG
Messenger RNA from Physella acuta, 582 nucleotides. RefSeq names its product adhesive plaque matrix protein-like. NCBI's taxonomy places the organism in Eukaryota, Metazoa, Mollusca, Gastropoda, Physidae. The record is from RefSeq and is a predicted model, not a curated record.